AUGAAAAGAUCUAGGCGACAGUUAGAGUUAGAAGAAUUGCAAAGUUCUAUAGACAGCGGUUCAAUCUAUAAUGAUGUUGAAAGUUCAAGAGAAAGUGAAGUAGAUAGUGAUGAAGGUAAUAUGGAAAGAGGAUUAGGUGUUAAUAAUAUUGCAACUGAAUUGGAAGGAAGAUCAAGUAAUAAUGAAGAAAGUCAAUUAGACAGCGGUUCAAUCUAUAAUGAUGUUGAAAGUUCAAGAGAAAGUGAAGUAGAUAGUGAUGAAGGUAAUAUGGAAAGAGGAUUAGGUGUUAAUAAUAUUGCAACUGAAUUGGAAGGAAGAUCAAGUAAUAAUGAAGAAAGUCAAUUAGACAGCGGUUCAAUCUAUAAUGAUGUUGAAAGUUCAAGAGAAAGUGAAGUAGAUAGUGAUGAAGGUAAUAUGGAAAGAGGAUUAGGUGUUAAUAAUAUUGCAACUGAAUUGGAAGGAAGAUCAAAUAAUAAUAAUGAAAGUCAUUUAGAAGAAGGAUCAGAUCAUAAUUAUGGAAAUGAAACAAAUGGAAUAUCUAUUAAUGGCACCAAUACAAAUUUGAAUUUAAUCCCAAUAUCACAAACUGUCGCUGCAACUGCUGUUAUCAACAAUAAUCUAUAUGGUUUCAUUAAAACCGAGUCUGAAGGGAUCAAUAAUCAAGCAUUGGUACUAAAAAAUGGAAAUGAAAGAAGCUUCAAGCUCACGUCAUUAAAUGAAGCCGUUAUUCCUUUGGAGCGGGUUCCAUUGAAUUAUGGGUUGACAUCCCUUGAUCCUAGACAAAAAAUGGUGGAUCAUUUCAAUUUUCAGUCACUUCGAGACUUGGGCCUCCCUAUGGGUUGUGUUGGCAACUAUUUUAGACCCGAAGUGCUUCAGCAUUUAAUUUAUUCGGUGGAUGAACUUAGGCUAAUUGGAAUAGUAGAUCUACACCAAUUUGGUUUUGACAGUCAAAACUUAUUCAAUUAUAAACCAUUUACGGAACUCGAAAAUACAUUUAUCAUAGAAUAUCUUGCAGAUAACGGAAUUUCAAAUGAUUCGUGGGAUAGUCUAGCUACCGAAUUGAAUAGAAUCCCUUUCUAUGUUAUCAGACAAUGGGAUAAUAUUAAGAAUGAAGUAGACGAAGAAGUGAUGAAAACCAUUCUUGACAAACCAAUCUACCCAGUAAUCCCUUAUUCAACACCACAUAUAGAAGAUGUACUUCUAAUUAGGUCAUACUUAACCUUUUGCUUCAAUAAAGAAGCAGGAAAACCUUUACCUUAUUUAUCUGAGUUAUUAUUCGUAAUAUCAAAAUACAUGAGGAGCACAUCGAUAGCAUCAAUGCAUCGAGUCCAAGUUCAACUCAUGCCUAAUCUUCGAGAAGCAGUGCAUUAUCUUAUAGAUGUUUUACAAGGAAAAACGUCGUUAAAUUUUAACUCAUAUCUAAAGAUGGGGUACUAUCUGAACAAAUUCGUACCGGCUAAUAUUGCUUAUAAUCAAUAUUUAUAUACUGAAGAAGAAUUACGAAAUUUGGGCUUAGUCGAUGUCGGCUUUUUGGGGUUUGUUGAUCAACCAAAGUAUUUUCAAGAAGAAAACAGUUUUGACGAUUUAGAGUUAAGUACUAUUAGAUCCGAAAUGUCCACCAUUCCUGCUGGUAGAAGAUUGUACUUACACUUGUUCAAUACCGGGCUUAUAAAUCGUACCCCAUUUAAUAUAGAGGCUAGAUUCAAAAAUAAUUUAGAAAGGAAGAAAUUGUUUCCCAAUGGUGCAAAUACAGUGGCUUCGCAAAGUUCUCGUCAUUUUGAUAAAGAGCAACUAAUUAUGGUAAUUAGAUGUCUAUUAACUUACGCAUCUAAUAUGAGUUUCCCUAUUCCAUUGACUCAUUUGGAGCCACACGUAUUUAUCGGUAUUGCUCAGCUUUUUCAGACCAAAAAUUGCUUUGACAUUAGAGAAUUCUACGAUACACAGCUUGAACCUUUUGGUUUGAAAGCAUUUGAAUUUUUAGCUGUGCAGGAAACAUAUCGUCAUGUGAAAGAUUAUGUCGAAUUAACGGCUGGAAACUAG
Lodderomyces pseudojiufengensis is the source of this 2040-nucleotide messenger RNA. RefSeq lists its product as uncharacterized. The coding region runs from base 1 to 2040 and encodes 679 amino acids. Lineage: Eukaryota; Fungi; Ascomycota; Pichiomycetes; Serinales; Debaryomycetaceae. The record is from RefSeq and is a predicted model, not a curated record. The transcript has a single exon.